Molecule: messenger RNA, 567 nt
Organism: Cylicocyclus nassatus
Lineage: Eukaryota; Metazoa; Nematoda; Chromadorea; Rhabditida; Strongylidae
Source: the annotation of a GenBank genome assembly
AUGAUCGCUGCACCACUCAUUGCUCUAACGAGUAAGAAUAUUCCCUUCACCUGGACAUCGCAAUGUACGGAGGCGAUGGACCAUCUUAAGCAAGCCCUAACAACGGCACCUAUUCUUGCAGCACCACGAUUGGGUAAACCUUUCAUUAUCGAGACUGAUAGUUCGGCGAGAGGCGUUGCCGGAGUCCUCAAGCAAGAACAAGGAGGUUUAGAGCACGUUAUCGCUUAUGCGAGCCGCACUCUAAAUAAACACGAAGCAAGAUAUCCGGCAAUAGAACUUGAAGCCUUAGGAUUGGUUUACGCGGUGCAGAAGUUCCGACUAUACAUAGAUGGAGCGAAAUGCACGAUCAUCACGGACCAUGCACCACUCAAAGCACUACUCCAUCGAAAAGAUCUUACUGGGAGAUUGGCUAAAUGCCAAAUCGUGCUGCAGGAAUUUGAUAUCGACAUUAUCUAUCGCCCAGGAAAGAAGAACGCAUCACAUUCCCUGAUAGAUGUCGAAAUUCGUGUUGAUGCGGGUCUCUAUGGACAGGACAAUAAGAUCCAUGUGUUUUGGAGAAGCAUUUAA